Glycine soja is the source of this 3021-nucleotide messenger RNA. RefSeq names its product pentatricopeptide repeat-containing protein At4g01570. The coding region runs from base 375 to 2681 and encodes 768 amino acids. The transcript has a single exon. Gene Ontology annotation, molecular function: protein binding. The record is from RefSeq and is a predicted model, not a curated record. NCBI's taxonomy places the organism in Eukaryota, Viridiplantae, Streptophyta, Magnoliopsida, Fabales, Fabaceae.
UGUCCAAUACCCCGUAACAGAAAACUGGGCCUGUCCCUAUACAUAUGAGUUGGUGGGCCCAAGGCCUCCGUCCAACAGCCUGGUAGCACCGAAACGCCAACACAUCCAUCUCGUAACGGAAUCUGAAAUUUCCGUCGUCGAAGAAUGAAGACGAAGAAGCAAGACACGGCGAAGCUGAUCACCGCCGAGGAUUUCGAAUUCGUCAUCGACAAAGAAAGUGCGACGGUUUCACAUAACAUUCACAACAAUUUUACCUCUCCAGGUUUCUACUUUCCGAUUAGGGUUUUAGGAUUAGCAUUGUUGAGGCAUAUUAUGAUGGAAGAUGAUUCAUAAAGCAACCAAAACCAAUCGAGAAUACUUUGAUUCCGAGUGAAAUGCGGCAUUGGAAACAAUUGGGAGAGGUGCUGGUGGCAGCUUCUAUCACCAACACGCUAUCCCACUCUCACUCUGCAACUAUCAACCUCCCUCCUAACCUCGCUCUCGGACUCACCCAACCCCUCAUUCUAAAAAUCCUCUCAAACCCCGCGCAUCACGCAUCCCACAAGCUUCGAUUCUUCGAGUGGUCUCGCUCCCACCACUGCCCUUCCCCCGCCGCGUACUCCGUCAUCCUCCGCACCCUCUCCCGCGAGGGUUUCUACUCCGACAUCCCCUCCCUCCUCCAUUCCAUGACGCAAGCCGGCGUCGUUCUCGAUCCCCACUCCCUCAACCACCUCCUCCGCUCCUUCAUCAUCUCCUCCAACUUCAAUUUAGCUCUCCAAUUACUAGAUUACGUACAACACCUUCACCUCGACCCUAGCCCAAUUUACAACUCUCUCCUCGUUGCUCUGCUUGAAAAAAACCAACUCACUCUCGCGUUAUCCAUCUUCUUCAAGCUCCUUGGUGCUGUUGAUUCGAAAUCCAUCACCGCGUGCAACCAGUUGUUGGUUGCUCUUAGAAAAGCAGACAUGAGGGUGGAGUUUGAGCAAGUGUUCCAGAGGUUGAGGGAGAAGAGAGGGUUCUCAUUUGACACAUGGGGCUACAAUGUGUGUAUCCACGCCUUUGGUUGUUGGGGUGAUUUGGCUACUUGCUUUGCACUUUUUAAGGAGAUGAAGGGUGGUAAUAAGGGGUUCGUUGCUCCUGAUUUGUGCACCUACAACAGCCUCAUCACCGCACUUUGCAGGCUUGGCAAGGUGGAUGAUGCGAUCACUGUGUACGAGGAGCUCAAUGGCUCAGCCCACCAACCCGAUCGCUUCACUUACACCAACCUUAUUCAAGCCUGUUCCAAGACUUACAGAAUGGAGGAUGCCAUCAGGAUUUUUAACCAGAUGCAGAGCAAUGGAUUCCGCCCGGAUACACUUGCUUAUAACUCUCUGCUGGAUGGACAUUUUAAGGCCACAAAGGUUAUGGAAGCCUGCCAGCUGUUUGAGAAAAUGGUUCAAGAAGGUGUGAGACCGUCAUGCUGGACUUAUAAUAUUCUCAUUCAUGGAUUGUUUAGGAAUGGCAGGGCGGAAGCUGCUUAUACUAUGUUUUGUGACCUCAAGAAGAAAGGCCAAUUUGUGGAUGGGAUUACUUACAGCAUCGUUGUGUUGCAGCUUUGUAAGGAGGGCCAACUGGAGGAGGCGCUGCAGUUGGUGGAAGAAAUGGAAAGCAGAGGUUUUGUUGUUGAUCUUGUCACCAUAACAUCGCUCCUGAUUAGCAUUCAUAGACACGGUCGCUGGGAUUGGACAGACCGGCUUAUGAAGCAUAUCAGGGAAGGUGAUCUGGCACUUUCCGUUCUCAAGUGGAAAGCUGGAAUGGAAGCUUCUAUGAAGAACCCGCCCGGCAAGAAAAAGGAUUACUCGCCCUUGUUCCCUUCCAAAGGAGAUUUUAUUGACAUCAUCAACUUCAUGACCUGUGCCCAGGAUACCACCAACAUUAAUGACGGGGAGGAAAAUUCCUGCAAUGAAAUUGACGAGUGGUCAUCAUCACCGCACAUGGAUAAAUUGGCCAAUCAAGUGAGCUCCACUGGCUAUUCUUCCCAGAUGUUUACUCCUUCUCGUGGACAAAGAGUUCAAGAAAAAGGGCCGGAUUCUUUUGAUGUUGAUAUGGUGAAUACUUUCUUGUCUAUAUUUUUGGCCAAGGGAAAGUUGAGCUUGGCUUGCAAAUUGUUUGAGAUUUUCAGUGAUGCAGGUGUGGAUCCUGUGAGCUAUACUUAUAAUUCUAUCAUGAGCUCUUUUGUCAAAAAGGGCUAUUUCGCUGAAGCUUGGGCUAUUCUAACUGAAAUGGGAGAAAAAUUUUGCCCCACUGAUAUAGCCACAUACAAUAUGAUAAUUCAAGGUUUAGGAAAGAUGGGAAGAGCUGAUCUAGCCAGUGCUGUUCUUGAUAGGCUACUGAGGCAGGGUGGUUAUCUUGACAUAGUUAUGUAUAACACUCUCAUUAAUGCUUUGGGGAAGGCAAGCCGAAUUGAUGAGGUGAAUAAGCUUUUUGAGCAAAUGAGGAGCAGUGGGAUAAAUCCUGAUGUUGUCACUUAUAAUACAUUGAUUGAAGUUCACAGUAAGGCAGGGCGAUUGAAGGAUGCUUAUAAGUUCUUAAAAAUGAUGCUGGAUGCUGGAUGCAGCCCUAACCAUGUUACAGACACCACUUUAGAUUAUCUAGGGAGGGAAAUUGAUAAAUUGAGGUACCAAAGGGCAUCGAUUUUGAGUGAAAAAGAUGAUCCUUCUUGAGAAGUCAAAGUUGCAUGUAACUCAAGUGCUGGCCUGCUGGGGAUGGGAUGAAAUUCUAGCAGACUAUGAAAUUGGAAUUUGUAAUUCAGUUUUUGCAUUGUCUGAAUUGUGUUUGUGGUCUUCUCAAUUCUCAUGUUCCUGUGAUCUCAGGCAGUGUACUUCAUGAUCAAUUUUGCAGUGUUGUCUCUGCUUCUUAGCUGGUAAAUGUCUAGUCAACGUUAUGUAUCUUCUACUAUCUUCUGGUUUUAAACCCAUGUAACCAAAAUUUUAUAUCCUUCAAACAGCCUCAUUCUGAUUCGUGGUUUAAACAUUUUACACGCUUUAUACUUUAAAUUAUUAA